Messenger RNA from Syzygium oleosum, 1363 nucleotides. Its product is annotated as patellin-1-like. Gene Ontology annotation, molecular function: lipid binding. The transcript is spliced from 2 exons. NCBI's taxonomy places the organism in Eukaryota, Viridiplantae, Streptophyta, Magnoliopsida, Myrtales, Myrtaceae. The record is from RefSeq and is a predicted model, not a curated record. Bases 777 to 1238 code for a protein of 153 amino acids.
UGAACCUUAAGGUACGUGAUUAGACUUGGUGUUAUGAAUUGAGCUACUUGGUUACCCCUUGCUAAAGCUGGAAAAAUUUGCUUCCAUUUGAGUCACCUUCAUAAUCUUCUGCUGUUUCGUUUUUUGUCUAUUGGUUAAUGGCGGCUACAAGCACAACAAUUUGACUAUGUGCACUCUGUUUAUGAAUUGUAUUUUUUUUUUUUUUUUUGAGUUUCUCUGUUCAUAAAUUUUGACCAAAAUUGUUUGGCUUCAAGUUGGCUGGUUUGGGUAGUUUUUACUGCGAACAUGCGCGUUUGUCGGCCUGCUUAUUGUUUUAGAAUUUUGCCCUUGGGAAGAUAUUUUAACUGUUGGCAUUAGGUAAAGCAAUCUUCUAACCCUAUAUAUAGGCACCGGCAGGAAUCCUGGUAUUUGAGUAAUUGGAGUGAGAUAAGAUGAUACCUCACUUCCUUACAACUUGACUUUAUGGUUGGCUAAUCCUUUAAUGAGAUAUCAGAGCAUAUGCUUUUGAGGUUUUUACGUUGGCAUGUUAUCUUUGAAAAGCCUCUUAUACUAGCUUUUGUGUGUUUACAUUUAAUUGGCCUUCUCUUAUCUGGUGAAAGUUUUCCUUUUCGUAGGUUGUAAUGUGGAUGAUAUUGCUUCUCUUAUUUCUUGGGUGCCCUUUUUCCCUUCUAAGUUCUAUAAUUCAGCUGUUUCAGUUGUUUUGGGUACUUGGGGCUUUGGUUGUCUGGGUGGUGUUUUGGUGUGGGGGGAAUUAAGCAUCAUUAAGUGCCAGUAGAAUGUGGUGGGAAGAAUUUCUCGAUCUGAUUCUUGAUGAUGACAACAGAUACAUAGCACCUGAACAAGUGCCAGUACAAUAUGGUGGGCUAAGCACAGAGGCUGAGCAGGAGUUCACUAUUGCCGAACCUGCUACAGAGGUCACAAUCAAGCUAGCAACCCAGCACACUGUUGAAUUCCCUCUUACUGAGACAUGCCUUCUGGUCUGGGAGGCUAAAGUGGUGGGGUGCGACGUGAGCUACGGAGCUGAGUUCGUGCCGAGCGCCGAGGGUGCCUACACCGUGAUCGUACAGAAGGCCAGGAAGAUAACCCUGACCGAUGACAAGCCCAUCAUCUGCUGCCGCUUCAAGGUCGGGGAACCGGGCCAAGUGGUGCUCAUCAUUAACAACCAGUCCUCCAAGAGGAAGACGCUCCUUUACAGGUCCAAGACCAAGGCCUGCCCGGAAGACCAAUGCCCUUGUUGAUCAGUAAAUUUGGAUUGCUUUUCAUUUUUGAAAUAUUUCAAUUGUAUUUCUCGGUUGUAAUAUGUUCCAUUUUUGUUCAGUCUGAAUUGCAGUAAAUCCAAAUUGAUUGUGAGGACUUCAUUGUA